Messenger RNA from Aedes albopictus (Asian tiger mosquito), 3968 nucleotides. RefSeq lists its product as uncharacterized. Gene Ontology annotation, molecular function: metal ion binding. Gene Ontology annotation, biological process: superoxide metabolic process. The record is from RefSeq and is a predicted model, not a curated record. Lineage: Eukaryota; Metazoa; Arthropoda; Insecta; Diptera; Culicidae. Bases 478 to 3909 code for a protein of 1143 amino acids. The transcript has 6 exons.
CGCAUCCCAGAGAAAACAGAGAGACCCCAUCGGAAAGACCCAGCAACAACAGCUCCAAGCCUAUCUGUCUGUCUGUUUUGUCUUGUCUGUCCGGUCCGGUCUGGUCUGGUGGGAAGCACUAUCGAAGCUCCAUUCGAACCAGUUGAGAGUGAGCGGCGAAUCGAACCGGACGCCUACUGAAAACGCAGCCCCGACUGAACGAACCAACCUGCGAUCAGGUCCAGUCGCGACGCGUCGAUCGUUGCUGGUGCGUUCCAUUGCAGAGCAAAACUUGAAGAAAGUGACUCAUGUUUGCACGUAUACCUAUUCGCUUGAGAAACUGGUCUUGCUGCGUUGCUGCUGCUGCUGUUGCUGCUGGUAGAAAGCAGUGGACAUGUUUUGUUGUGCAACAUCGCGCCUCGAUAUCGUAACAUUCUGCGCUGUUUUGGGCGAAUAGAAUGUGAUUCAUAGGAAGUUGGUGGAUUAAAUCGAAAAAGAAUGUGGAUUAAUAAUCGCGCAGCUGGGGUUUUGGCGAUCGUCAUCGUCGUCACGGUACUUGAUCAAGUUGCGGCAGUCAAUUUGGUGGCUUACAUAUCGCAGUAUGGACUACAUGGGGAGAUAUCUUUUGCCCAGCACUCUGAUCGACAGGUUCAGAUAAACUCGGAUUUGGAAACAACUCUUCAAUAUCCAGAUCAAGCGUGGAGUUGGGGCGUGUAUCAGCUGCCAGUGGACUACACGAUCGUGGAUGGACGGGAAAGAUGUGACCCGAAGCAGCUUGGAGAACAGUUGUGGUCGUUUGACGAUGACUUGGGAUUCCUCACGUUGCCAGGAAAUGAGUCUGUUACGUGGUUGAGCGACAUUUCACUGACCGGGGAAAAGGGUCUGUGGGGUAAGUCUCUGGUGCUGUUUGAUCCAAACAGCGGAUUUAGGAUCUGUGCGACCAUUACGACCCGAGACGGAUCUCAGGAUCACAUUGCCGAAGCAAGGUUCAACAGUCCCAUAACGGGAUCGAUAUAUUUCCGUUGGUUGGCGGCUAAGGAAACCAACCAUUCGGAUACUUUGAUCUAUUCAAAUCUGUUUCACAUCAGGGAGCAAUCCAGGAAGCUAAACAAUCCACCCUUUACCGAACACUCCUGGAAGAUCUACGUGACGGACAUCUUUGAAAAUGACAACGCCGAAGAAAACUGCAACAAACUCCAGUUGGUAUUUGAUCCACAAGUUCGAGGCACUGGCAAAGCUAUCGGCGACAUAGAUACCCGCCUUGGAAACCUAAAAAUCACCACAAACUCACAAAAGAGCAAAUUUCCCCAGUUAUUCAACGAUCGUGAGCUGGUCCUUCUCCCUAGUGACCUGUAUGGACCAUCUCGGAAGCUCUACGUAGUGAUCUUUGACCCCAUUCAUCCGGAUACGUUCCUUGCUUGCUCGAAAAUUCGUCACUUGAAGGCAAAAUCAGCUCGUGCUCAGGUCAAUGGCCAAGGAAUGCAUGGGGAAAUCCGUUUCCUCCAGCGAUCUCGUUUUGAACCUACCUGGAUCAAUGCAUCUUUCUCAUCCGUUACCAACAGUUCCGAGGACAACAUCAACUACGCCAAAGAUGUCGCUAGUUUUAAGAUCAAUCAACUACCUCUACAGUCGUACUCAGCAUAUCAGGACACCUUCUGUCAAACAUCUGGACCAACCUUCAACCCAGCCAACGUCGAAAUGCAAAACAUCCCUCCACCUGGUUAUGGAACGCAAGAUCAGUACCCAAUUGGGGACCUUACCGGGAAGCUAACCAGCCGCAACAAGCGAGAAACACACCGGAUGUUCCUCCCAGGGACGAGCGCCGAGCUAAGUGGAUUCUACUGGGAUGCCUUCCUUCCGCUUCAGGGAAGGCAUAGUGUAAUUCAUCGAGGCUUCGCCGUUCAGCGGUUCAAUCGUACUGAUCCAACUAACAUCACCCACACGCCAUGGGCUUGUGGGCCAGUCACCCUCUACGAGAUCAGUCGCCCCUAUCAGAUCCCAAUUGUGACCGCUCAGGUUCUGUUCCGGUACCCGAUCGUUGGAAGAAUACUCUUCCGGCAGGUCAAAGACGAGUUCUGGAGCGAUACGGCAGUGAUCUUCGAGUACCUGAUCCAUGCCGAUGGCUCAACCGUGAAUAAUACAGCCGAUCAUCGAUGGGCCAUAACGGAUCAGCCACCGGGGAAGGACUUUUAUGACUGGCAGAACAGGUGCGUUAGCUCCGGUGGAAUCUUCAACCCCCAGAAGGUUUCAGUUGGGGUGUCAAACUGGGAGGAACGAUGUGCUGCGCAUUCUCCGGAACUAUGCCGCAUGGGAGAUCUCUCCAAUCGAUUGGGGUUGUUGGAUAUCGCAGGCGGUAAAGCAGAUGCUAGUCGUAUCAGUAGAAAGAUGUUCGUCGAUCAAAAUUUACCUCUGAGUGGGUUUGGGAGUAUCAUUGGACGAUCGGUUGUGAUCUUUGAUGAUCACGGACCGAAGGCCAGAGGUGAACGAUUGGCGUGUUCGAUAAUCGGAGGGUACCACCGAAGGAAGGUGGUUGCAAGAGACUGGUACUCCAAUGGAGAUCCGUUAACAAUCAAAGGCAAGCUGGAGAUGAUACAGCAGUCCGAGUAUGACAUGACGAACGUUGAGGUCGAUUUCAAAGGUCUAAUAGAGAACAGCGGCUACCAUGUCCAUAUCGCUCCCGUCGAAGGUGAUCUGCAGUUUCCGUGUGAGGAUUCUACCGUCUACGGACACUGGAAUCCUCGCUCCGUGGAUCCAAAGCAUUCGCCACCACCAGCACAGGGCAGCACCGAUCAGUACGAGCUAGGGGACCUCAGCGGAAAGUUCGGUACCCUUGACGGAGUCUCUAUGUACGAGCAGACGUACAACGACUCGCGGCUACCUCUGUACGGUUAUGAAAGCAUCAUCGGGCGCUCGAUCGUGGUCCACAAGAAAAAGAAUAACCGCCGAUGGGCGUGCAGCACUCUGGAACGAGGCUACAGUCCAAGUGAAGCUCGCGAGAUACGAGCGAUCGCAUCGUUCCACCAUCCAGCGGGGUAUGCUUACGGAUACAUCCGGAUGACGCAGCUGAUCGGAAACGAUGGCAGUCAGAGCGAUACGAUCAUUGAAGUGAAGUUGAGAUAUCCAGGAAAGCAUGAUCGAAACAUGACCUCCAAUCACAAUUGGCACAUUUGGGUCAACCCAGUGGGUGUUGACGCUACAGUUAAGCAAGUUGAGACACGAUGCGUCGCAGCAGGAUACGUUUGGAAUCCAUACUACACGCAGCUAGCGGAUCCAUUGAACCAAGAUUUGUACCGCCAGGAAUGUGGUCCAGACAAUCCCCUCAGGUGUUACGUAGGUGACGUGUCCGCCCGGCUAGGUCCCAUCGACAUCGGAGGUCGUCGGAUGGUGUUCAGUGAUAGCAAUUUCCCAUUGGAAGGGACGCAAAGUGCCCUGGGAAGGGCGAUCGUUAUAUUUGGACCGGAAUUUUCAGGUGAUCGCUUCGCCUGCGCAAAGAUUGAACCAGAUCACGACAUCGUCAAGUAUAUCAACCUGAAAAAGCCACCGCGGUUCGUGGUGACACAGUUUUUGGAGGACGUCCGAGCCGUGAUGGGACUGCCCGAGUGGAUGCUGGCGAUCGAUUCACGCAGCACCAAGACACUGCACAACGACGCUUGCAUUCAGAUGAUCAUACAUUUCAAGGGUCCGAAUGCGUUCCAAAUUGAGCAAGACUUUUCGCGGCUCUUGGCUAGCGGAAGACUGGAUAGCCCGACGAUUUACAUACCUGGGUAUGUAAAUAGCAAGCGGAAGAAGACACUGUCCUACCGUACCUGUGGAGUGCGUGACCCGAAUGAAAAAGAUAACCGGAAAGGUUUCUUUAGCAGCGGCAGUGGUGUUGUAGAAUACUCAUUAGGAUUACUGUUAUUUAUAAUAACCAUCAAUCGUUUUGUUUAGAACAUGUUGUGAUAGAAAAGGAUAGGCUUUACCAAAUACAUUGCUCAUCCAAAUUUAAA